Messenger RNA from Tilletiaria anomala UBC 951, 1179 nucleotides. RefSeq names its product putative AGX1-alanine-glyoxylate transaminase. Gene Ontology annotation, cellular component: peroxisome. The coding region runs from base 1 to 1179 and encodes 392 amino acids. The record is from RefSeq and is a predicted model, not a curated record. Gene Ontology annotation, molecular function: L-serine:pyruvate transaminase activity; L-alanine:glyoxylate transaminase activity. Lineage: Eukaryota; Fungi; Basidiomycota; Exobasidiomycetes; Georgefischeriales; Tilletiariaceae. The transcript is spliced from 3 exons.
AUGGCGGCCACCGGAACAUUUAAGCAGGCAUCGCACAAGCUGCUCGUCAUCCCUGGGCCCAUCGAGGUCGCAGAUGACGUGCUGCUCGCGAAUGCGCACCCGUCCAUGUCUCAUGUCAGCCCGGACUUUGUCCCCGUGUUUGGCGACUGCAUUCGCAUGCUCCGCGCCCUCCUCUUUGCGCCCAGCGCCCAGCCGUUCAUCACCGCUGGCAGCGGCACGCUCGGCUGGGAUCACGUCGCGGCCAACGUGACGCAGCCGGGCGACGAGGUGCUCCUGCUCAACUCGGGCUACUUUGGCGACAGCUUUGCAGAGUGCUUUGAAACCUACGGCGUCAAGGUUGACCAAAUCAAGGCGCCCAUCGGUCAGAAGCCUUCCUUGGAGCAGGUCGAGAGUGCGCUCAAGCAGAAGAAAUACAAGGUCCUCACUUUUACUCAUGUCGACACCUCCACCGGCGUGCUGUCUGACGCGAAAGGUCUGGGGGAGCUCGUCAAGCGGGUUUCUCCAGAAACGAUUCUCGUCUUGGAUGGCGUGUGCUCGGUCGGCUCCGAGGAGAUCCGACAAGACGAGUGGGGUAUCGAUGUUGUGCUGACAGCGUCUCAGAAGGGCAUCGGUUGCCCACCGGGUCUGAUGAUCCUCUCGGCCUCAAAGAAGGCGAUCGCAGCGUACGAGAACCGCACUGUCCCGCCGACAAGCUACUUUGCCUCCUGGUCCAAGUGGCUGCCGGUCAUGAAAGCGUACGAGGCCGGCACGGGCGCGUACUUUGCAACGCCGCCGACGAACUUAAUCUACGCGCUGCACCAGUCGCUCACCACGAUCACGACCAAGUCGCCAUCGCUCGAGGAGCGCUUCAAGAUCCACAUUGCUGCGUCGGAUCGCGUCAAGAACUUUGUCAAGAACGAGCUCGGCCUCGAGCAGCUCGUCGCUGAUAGCAUCAAGGACGGUGCGCAUGGCAUGACCGCUGUCAAGUACCCGACUGGCUUCAAGGCGCAGGACAUCCUGCCAAAGAUGGUCGCAAAGAACGUCGUCUUUGCUGCUGGGUUGCACAAGGAGGUCAAGGACACGUACUUCCGCAUCGGACACAUGGGUAUCACAGCUGUCGAGGAGCAGUCUCGCGGCGACAUCGACCACUUGCUCAAAUCACUCAAGGAGGUGCUUCAAGACGGAGGUCACAAUAAGUGA